Messenger RNA from Lingula anatina, 450 nucleotides. RefSeq names its product phosphopantothenoylcysteine decarboxylase subunit VHS3-like. The record is from RefSeq and is a predicted model, not a curated record. Lineage: Eukaryota; Metazoa; Brachiopoda; Lingulata; Lingulida; Lingulidae.
AUGGACUACGAUGAUGAUGAUGAUGAUUUACGCAAGAAGAGGCAGCUGGAGGGAAUUGACAUCCCGGCACCAUCAUACAGCGAAGAUGAAGGCGAGACAAGCGAAACCGAAGUUGUGCGAAAGCGCAGGGAGGUGCCGGCAGACAUUGGAGCCCCUCAAGCCGAGGCUGAUCUCCGCCAGAAACGCCAAGACGACGAUGACGGCGACGACGAUAUCGAUGUCGACGAUCUCCUGCAUAAGAGGAGCAUUUUUGAUGAUGAUGAUGACGACGACGACGACGACUUUUUGAACACGGUGAGCAGGUCAAGGCGGUCACUGGACGACGAAGAUAGUGAUGACGACGGCGAGGAUAUUGAUACUUUCCGUGAACGUCUGAGGAGAUCCAUAUUAGACGAUGAUGAUGAUGAUGACGACGACGAUGAUGACGAAGACGUUGACGACGAUGUUUAG